AUGAUGCUUCAAGGGUUCAAACACUUCUCUAAUGUAUCAGGUUUGGAGGUAAAUGAAAACAAAACAGAAGUUUACACAGCAAGCAUGAAGGAAGAAGAAGUUCAAAGAAUCCUGAAUGCUUCAGGUUUCACUAGAGGAAAAAUGCCUUUUAAGUACCUUGGGGUCCCAAUUAGUCACAAGAGGUUGGGGGUGAAAGAGUGUAUGGUGUUAGUGGAGAAGAUGACAGCAAGAGUGAGAUGCUGGAGUAGUAGAAACAUCUCUUACCAGGGUAGACUGGUAUUAGUAAAUGCUGUUUUACUAAGUAUUCAAGUGUACUGGGCUCAAAUGUUUGUCUUGCCAAAGAAGGUUAUUCAUGAAAUUCAAAUGGUGUGUAGAGCCUAUCUUUGGUCAGACAAUUAUUUCAGUAGCAGUGGUGGUUAUGUAGCUUGGGAGAAGGUUUGCAGACCUAAGAAUGCUGGAGGCUUAGGGGUGAGGAACUUAGAGUGUUGGAAUAUGGCUACUAUGGGGAGAUAUGCUUGGGCUCUGGAAACCAAAAAAGAUAAUCUCUGGAUCAAGUGGGUGAAUGAACUAUAUGUGAAGAAUGAAAAUUGGUGGGAUUAUAAACCUACACAAGGAUGCAGCUGGUAUUGGAAGAAAAUUUGUGAAGUAAAAGAUGUACUUAAAGGAAAACUUAGUGAGGCUGUGCUACAGAAUAUGCAUGAAUAUUCUGUUAAGUCAAUAUAUACUAUAUUGACAGACAGGUUACAGAAAACAAAGAGAUUAUAUGACAUGGGUGUUGCAACAACAGACCAAUGUCUGAUAUGUGGAAUGCAUGAGGAGACUCAAAAGCACUUGUUCUUUGAGUGCAACUAUAGUAAGUCUAUAUUCAGAAGGAUUGCUACAUGGAUGGGGAUACAGCUGAGUAACAUGACUGUGCAGUCAAUUAUGCAGUGGAUCAGCAGAUGCAGGGAAACAAAGUUUAAGAAGCAAGUCUAUGCUAUGGUUCUGGGAGCUUUGGUAUAUCAUAUAUGGAGAUGUCGAAAUGAAGUGUAUUGGUCCCAGUACGUGUCUACUGUAAAUAAUAUAGUAUAUAGAGUACAGAAAGAUGUUAUAGAUAGAUGCUAUAGUGUUCUCCCAAAAAAAGUGUCAAUAGCUAAUAGAGGAUGGCUCAGGGAGCUUGCUGUUAAUGUCUGUAGGUAA
Beta vulgaris subsp. vulgaris (sugar beet) is the source of this 1179-nucleotide messenger RNA. RefSeq lists its product as uncharacterized. NCBI's taxonomy places the organism in Eukaryota, Viridiplantae, Streptophyta, Magnoliopsida, Caryophyllales, Amaranthaceae. The transcript has 2 exons. The record is from RefSeq and is a predicted model, not a curated record. The coding region runs from base 1 to 1179 and encodes 392 amino acids.